Molecule: messenger RNA, 1545 nt
Organism: Epithele typhae
Lineage: Eukaryota; Fungi; Basidiomycota; Agaricomycetes; Polyporales; Epitheliaceae
Product: cytochrome P450
Exons: 11
Coding region: 1-1545 (514 amino acids)
Molecular function (GO): monooxygenase activity; oxidoreductase activity, acting on paired donors, with incorporation or reduction of molecular oxygen; heme binding
Source: RefSeq, a predicted model, not a curated record
AUGAUACCAGACGCCUCGCCGCGGCUCGUGGGUGGUGUUGUUGUGCUCAUGCUGAUAAUCUUCCGGUGGUUCGCGACGCCACGUCGACGCCUUCCACCCGGGCCCUGGUCACUCCCCAUCAUUGGAAGUAUCCACCACAUGUCGUUUCUAAAGGGUCCCGAGUACACCUUUUGGCAGUGGCGAGAACAGUUUGGUGACGUUGUGUAUUUCAAGUUGUUCCAGACCCCAGCUAUCGUCCUCAACUCCCUCGCGGUCGCACGGAACCUCCUCGACAAGCGCAGCGCGAAUUACUCGGAUCGCCCUCGCAUGGUGCUCAUGUCCGAAAUGAUCGGCUACGAGAACUGCGUCCCGAUGAUGCGGUACGGGGAACGGUUCAGACGGCAGCGCAAGUGGAUCCACGACGCGAUGGGUGUCCGCUCGAAGCUAGCGGGCUACCAGCCCAUCAUGCGGCGCGGCGCAAACGUGCUUCUGCAAGAUCUUCUCGACUCACCGGAAGUGUUCGCAGACCAUCUCCAUAAAUAUGUCGCGGGAUCGAUCCAAGAGAUCACGUAUGGUCGUCGUCUGAUAUCGAUGGAGGACGAGCUAGUGGUGUUCGCGGAGCGCGCGAACACGUCGACGAACGACCGAGGACACCCCGGCUCGCUCCUGGUGGACUUCUUUCCCAUGCUGAAGUACAUCCCCACGUGGAUGCCUGGAGCGGGCUUCAAGCGCCGCGCCAUGCGUGCGCGCGAUGACCUGGUGAUGUGGCAAAACAUAGCGGUGGAUCGGGUGAAGGAGGACAUGGCCCUUGGAACCGGCUCGCCCUGCGUGACCUCGGCCCUGCUGGACGCGUACAGCCGCAAGGAGAACAGGACAGCCGAGAAACUCGAAGACAUUCGCGGAACUGGAGUCAGCAUCUACGGGGGUGAACAGACACACACCACGCUGCUCUCGUUCUUCCUCGUGAUGACGCGCACGCCACGUGUGUUGCGCGCGGCGCAGGACGAGGUCGACCACGUCGUUGGACGCGACCGUCUUCCCACCUUCUCGGACCGCGACUCGCUGCCGUACCUGAACGCGCUCCUUGAGGAGAUGCUUCGAUGGCGCCCUGGACUUUCGCUCGCACUCCCACAUAGCAUUAUCAACGACGACAACUACCGUGGCUAUGACAUUCCGGGGGGAUGCAUGGUGCUACCGAAUAUCUGGGGCAUGUCGCGCGACACUGAAUUCUGGCCUGAGCCGGAGGAGUUCCGUCCGGAGCGUCACUUGGUCGGCUUGAAGGAGAAGAGCGCGCAUGGCGAGCUCCCCAGUGGAUUCGUCUUCGGCUUUGGACGACGGGUAUGUCCGGGGCAGGCAUUCGCGGACCGUGCGCUCUGGCUCGCAGUGUCGAACAUUAUCGCCGCGUUCGACAUCUUGCCCCCUUUGAACGAGGCGGGCGAAGAAGUGGUACCGCCGGCAAAUUUCAAGCCUGGUCUCACAAGGCGAGUCCCUUUCAAGUGUCGGGUUAUCCCUCGCUCAGAGAAGCUGGCGGAGAUGGUCAUGCAGUCCAUGCAAUCCGACUCAUGA